AUGGAUCCACUUGUAGUUCUGGUGCUCUGUCUCUCCUAUUUGCUUCUCCUUUCACUCUGGAAACAGAGGUCCAGGAAAGUGAGGCUCCCACCUGGCCCCGCUCCUCUCCCUGUUAUUGGAAAAAUCCUACAGUUAGAUGUUAAAGACAAUAGCAAAUCAUUAAGCAAUGGAAGUCUCUCAAAAGUCUAUGGCCCUGUGUUCACUCUAUAUUUGGGCUUGAAGCCCACCGUGGUGCUGCAUGGAUAUUAAGUAGAGAAGGAAGCCCUGACUGAUCUGCAAGAGGAGUUUUCUGGAAAAGGCUGUUUCCAAGUGAUUGAAAGAGCUAAUAAAGGACAUGGAAUAGUGUUCAGCAAUGGGAAGAGAUGGAAGGAGAUACAGCGCUUUUCCCUCACGACCUUGAGGAAUUUCGGGAUGGGGAAGAGGAACAUUGAGGAUCCACUUCAAGAGGAAGCCCGUUGCCUUGUGGAGGAGUUGAGAAAAACCAAUGGCUCACCUUGCAAUCACACCUUUAUCCUCGUCUGUACUGCCUGCAAUAUGAUCUGCUCCAUAGUUUUCCAGAACCAGUUUGAUUACACAGAUCAGAAUUUUCUUAACUUGUUGGAAUUAGUGAAUGAAAACGUCAAGAUUCUGUGCUCCCCAGGAUUGUAGCUCUGCAACGCUUUCCCUUUUUUAAUACGUUGUUUCCCAGGAAGUCAUAAUGCAUUAUUUAAAAACAUUGCUGACCAACAAAAGUUUAUUUUGGAGAAAAUAAAAGAACAUCAAGAAUUCCUGGACCUCAAUAACCCCCGAGACCUUAUUGACUACUUCCUGAUUAAAAUGGAAAAGGAAAAACACAAUAAACAGUCUGAAUUUACCAUGGAUAACUUGAUCACUACCAUAUGGGAUAUGUUUAGCGCAGGAACAGAGACAACAAGCACCACCCUGAGAUAUGGACUCCUGCUCCUGCUGAAGCAUCCAGAGGUCACAGCUAAAAUCCAGAAGGAGAUUGACGUUGUGGUUGGCAAACACCGGAGCCCCUGCAUGCAGGACAGGAGCCAUAUGCCCUAUACGGAUGCUGUGGUGCACGAGAUCCAGAGAUACAUUGACCUCGUCCCCAACAGUUUGCCCCAUGCAGUGACUCAGGACGUUAAGUUCAGAGAAUACCUUAUUCCCAAGGGCACAAACAUAUUAACGUCCCUAACGUCUGUCCUGCACGAUGACAAAGAGUUUCCCAACCCAGAGCAGUUUGAUCCUGGCCACUUCCUUGAUGAAAGGGGCAACUUUAAGAAGAGUGACUACUUCCUGGCUUUUUCAGCAGGAAAAAGAGUUUGUCUUGGAGAAGGCCUGGCCCGCAUGGAGCUGUUUUUACUCCUGACCAACAUCAUACAGCAUUUUACCUUGAAACCUCUGGUUGAUCCAAAAGACAUUGACACCACCCCAGUUUUCAGUGGGAUAGGCUCUGUACCGCCCUUCUAUGAGCUCUGCUUCAUUCCAGUCUGAAGAAAGGGCAGGCUGCCAGAUCUCAGAUCAAGAGUCUCUAGCCUCAUCUGAACAAGCCAGAUGCUUUCUCUCCUGUGUGUUAGCUAUUAUCCACCUCUCCCUUAAGAGCAGAAAUGACAUUCCUAAGCCCUGUCUCUUCCAAUUUUCCUCAUCCUUCAAGGUUCAGUUCUAAUUUCCCUGCAUGAAAUAAAGCUCACUGUUUUGUCUUCAAUAAACUCCUUUUUGUAAUACAA
Molecule: messenger RNA, 1712 nt
Organism: Ceratotherium simum simum (southern white rhinoceros)
Lineage: Eukaryota; Metazoa; Chordata; Mammalia; Perissodactyla; Rhinocerotidae
Source: RefSeq, a predicted model, not a curated record